Molecule: messenger RNA, 6177 nt
Organism: Closterium sp. NIES-65
Lineage: Eukaryota; Viridiplantae; Streptophyta; Zygnematophyceae; Desmidiales; Closteriaceae
Source: the annotation of a GenBank genome assembly
AUGCCGCCAGCGCCGGUGCCGUACGGCCAGCGGCAGCACCAGCAGCUGCAGCAGCAGCAGCAACCGCCUCGGCCGGGCCUGAGCGCUCGACCGCGUGCGACAGCCAGUUCGUCCUACGAGCAGCGACCGUCGUACGAGCAGCGGCCAUCGUACGAGCAGCGGCCAUCGUACGAGCAGCGGCCGUCGUACGAUCACCGACCGCCGUACGAUCACCGUGCGUCGUUCGAUCAACGGCAGUCGUACGAACGAAGGCCGUUAUCCGCAUCUCCCGGUAUCGCCGCGGUUCGUUCGUACAGCACGGACGUCCCUCCCGAUUUUUACAAUCCGCGACCGCUUUCGGCAGCAGCGGGCGUGCCACGUGGCCGCAGUGUGAGCGACGACGAUGGGUAUACCGGAGACGACUCGACGUCAGGUCGACCAAUGGUUGACCGACCCGUGGAAGGCCGACAAACCGGUCCGUCAUCCGGUUAUCCCGCAAACCCUUAUCAGGCCCCUCAUCAGGCCCCUUAUCAGGCUUCUUAUCAGGUCCCUUAUCAGGUCCCUUAUCAGCCGCCGCAGCCGCCGUACCAUCACUCGCAGCUUAGUCCUCACGGCGGCGACAUUGCGUUGAAAAAGCCUCUUAGUCCGAGACAGGUCAGGAGCCCUAGAGCGCUUAGCCCGCUCGCUGCUGCCGCGUUCGGCAUGCGCGGGGGUUACGGCGCGCCGGGGAGGGGGAAUGAGGAGUGCGUGUACGGGGAAGACGAGGAGGGGGAGGAGGAGGAAGGCCGCGAGCGCAGCUUGCGCGCGGGGAUAUUGAGGGGCGCGGCGGCGCUGAGGGAGCGGCAAGCGGGGUCGUCGGACGACGGCGCGAGUACCUCCCCCACGUCUAUUGGCUCCCCCGGGGUUCUGCCGGGCGGGGGCGCGGGAUGGAGCGGAGGGGCCGGCGGAGGAUUAGGCGGCGCAGGCGGAGGAUCUGACCCGUCAAAUCGUCCUAGCACUGCGAGCAGCACCAGCAGCACCAUGAGCGGCGGCGGCGGCGGGUUUGGCGGAGGGUUUGGCGGAGCGGGGAGUAGCAGCAGCAGCAGCAGCACGGGGGUGACGGUGAUACGCGGAGUCAUGGCCGGCGGAUCCGUGGGUAGAAGCGGGGGAACAACCCUAGCGGGAAAGCAGGUGGUGAUUCGAAUUCGACCAAGAGGCGGCUCCAUAGACGCGUCGCACGGAGUGGGUUCCACCAGCAGCAGCAGCGGCGCUGGCGGCGGCGACGGCGGCGGCGGCAGCGCGGCGGACGUAGGCAGUGGCGCGGCGGCAGCGGGUUUCACGGCGACGGUGACGGCUGUGCUUCCGGCGGGCGCGGGGUCCCCCCGUUCCCCGUCCAGCGCGCGCAAACGGGAGGCGGGGGGGGCGGGCGCGCCUGGCGCGGGCGGAGGGAGGCUAGAGGGGGUAGGUAGGCACACAUUCGCAGCAGGCAGCACAGGCGGCGAUGGUGCUACGGAAGGCGGGUAUUCCCGAGAGGCCAACCUCACUCUCCCUGGCAAGCGAACCGACGCCUCGGCCGAACCUAGGUUCAAAGGUGUGACGCGGUUAGGCUCGGUGGCGGCUGCCGAAGCAGCAGCCGCGGCAAUUGCGGUGGCAGACGCGGCGGCUGUAGCGCAGGCGGGGAAAGCGGGGUGGGAGCCGCCUCUCAGCCCCCCAGGGGUGCCCGCCAUCCCCGCGGAGGGCCGUCUGAGCAGCGAGGGAGACGUUUUUCUUGAGUAUCUGCGCAAGGCGGGCGAGGGGAGGGCAGCUGCGCAGUAUGACGUGGCAGUGUGCUACGGAGGGGGCUUUGGCGUGAAGCAGGAUAAGUCCCUCGCCGCGUACUGGUUCCGAAAGGCGGCAGAGCAGGGAUUGGCGCGCGCACAGUACGCUCUAGCAGAGUGCUACGAGGCAGGCGCGGGCGUUGAGAGAGACGAAGAGGAGUCCUUCCGGUGGUUCUUCCGGGCGGCGAGCUUCGGCAGCGGCAAGUACUUAGUCAAGCUGGGGCUGUGCUUUGAGCGGGGAUUCGGCGUGACAGAGUGUCCUGUAGCGGCGCUGUACUGGUACCACAAGGCGGCGGAGCAGGGGCCGAAAUUCGCAGCGCAGGUGGAGAAGCGCAUGGAGGUGCUGCAGCGGCAGCGGGAGGAGGAGAUCAUGAGCGCGCGGGGGGAGGGCGUGCCGGUGGAGUGCAUCUGCCCGCUGACAGGCAGGAUGAUGGAGGACCCGGUGGAGCUGCCUGAGACGGCCGUGUGCUGUGAGCGCGCCCAGGUCAAGACGUUCUGGGACCACUGCGAACUCAGAUGCCCUGUUACCAACCAGGUGGGUGGGUUACAAACCAGGUGGGUGGGUUACAAACCAGGUGGGUGGGUUACCAACCAGGUGGGUGGGUUACCAACCAGGCUUCCUCCUCUCAUGUUUAAACCCUUCACCCUUGUCUUUGCACUCUUCCCACCUUCCCUCCACCCACCCACCCACUUACUCUCCCUGCGCCAGCCUCUCAAGGUGAAGGACAUGAAGACAAAUCUUGCCAUCCGGCGCCGGGUCACUGAGUGGAAGCGCAAGCGGCAGGCGGAGCAGGAGGCGCUACAGGGGCCAGUGGGGCCUCGGGCGUCCACCUGCCAGGCAGUCGAGGGCGAUGAGUGGGGGACGGAAGGGGAAGACGAGGGGGAGCACGGCCGGGCUUAUGGGCCGCACGAGGAGGAGGAGGACGAGGAGGACGAGGAAGGGGAGGAGGGUGUGGGUGGGACGGCGGUGGACAAGUCAAGAGAGGGGGACAGCGAGGAGGGCGAGGAUGGAGAGGAGGGAGAGGUGGCCGUGGGGCGGGCGUUGGCUCGUGAUUCGUCCCGCGACCUGUCUCACAGCUACAGCCGAGGCUCCUCCUCCCGGGCGUACAGUGAGAGCGUGCCAUCUGAGCCGUCCAUGCGCCGAGAUGCGUCCCUGGACGAGCCUAGGAGAGUCAAGGUGUCCAUGCCCCGGGGUGGAGCGCUCUUAUCACAGAGUGCUCUUAUUACUGGUGCUCUUAUCACUGGUGCUCUUAUCACUGGUGCUCUUAUCACUGCAUCUCAAUGUCCACACUUCUCUGCCUGUCCCUCUAUCUCUCCUCCCCCGAUCCCACCCUCUGGAGGCGAGUCCCACCAGCACCGAUCACAGCACAGUCACACCAGCAUUCUUCAUGGCACGACCGCCUGCCUGCUGCCGCAUCGCUUCCGUCCACCCUAUGCACGUGAUCCGCGCGCUGCCGUGCGCUGUGUUCAGAUUCUCACCGGCACAUCCCUCUGCGUGCCCUGCCCCUCCACCUCUCUCCCUUCUCCCCCCUCCUCUCCCCACACCCCACCCGUGCAGGUGAGUCCGCGCACGGUGAGUCGGCGGAGCCAACCAGUGAUUGAUUGUGGGCCGCGGUGGGCGCUGGCACGCUACCGCGAGGUGCUGGAGAAGCUGCUGCCCGUCGCGGAGCCAGUGAUUGACUGCGGAGCAAGUGAUCGACUGUGGGCCACGGUGGGCGCUGGCACGGCGGAGCCAGUGAUCGACUGUGGGCCGCGGUGGGCGCUGGCACGGUACCUGGAGGUGCUGGAGAAGCUGCUGCUCGUGCAGCGGGAAGCUGGACAGAACCUUCUGGGGUCGUGUGCAGGGGGGCCGGGCGGCUCGGGCAGGGGAGCGGGGGAGGGCGAGGGGGAGGUGUGGGAGGCGGUGGAGGCACUGGAGGGGCUGUGUGCACGGGGGGUGCAGCAGCUGCUGGAUGACUUCAGGGCCGCGCUGCUGGCCUGCAGCCAGCCCUUGGACACAGCAGAGCUGCAUGAGGCGGCAGCAGCAGCAGCAGCAGAAAUGGCCCUUUCUGGCCCGCUCCCUACCGCCACUGCUAAGCCCAAGGGGCACGCGCACAAGGGGGGUGGGGGGUCUGCAAGGGAAGGCGGGGAGGAUGGGGGAAGGCACUCCGCCCCCUUCCCCUCGCCUGCCCAUGCUGACAGGCAUGGCGCUUCUGGUGCCGGUGUCAGUGGUGUUGCUAGUGGUGGUGCUGCGGGUGCUGGUGAUGGGACGGGGUCGUUGGUUGGUGAUUCUGUUUCUGCGACUGGGAGUGGGACAGGGAACAGUAUUCACAGGAGUGGUAGUGGGGGCGGCGGGGGGAGUGGGAGGGGGAAGGGGAGGGAGAGGGAGGGGAGGGUGAUGAGGAGGCCCACCAAGUGGGUGGGGGCGGACAAGGCAGCGGUGGGGCUGCGGCAGGUGGUGCAGGUGCUGGCUAGAGCAGGCCACUUCGACCGCUGCUUUGACAUUUACAGGUCAGUGAGGGAGGACUGUGUGCGGGAGACAAUAAAGGCAUUAGAGCUGCGCACGAUAAUGGAGGAGGAAUUCUCCCUCGCCACUUCCAUCUUCGGCAUACUGCACUCCACCGCACAGAACCGCACUACCAGCCGCCGGGAACCCUCCCAACUCCUGCAAACCCCUUCCUCCACCUCCUCCACCACAGCCACCAACACAGCCUUUUCCAACCCUCGCCUCCCCAGCCACCGAUCCUCCAGCAUCCGAACCACAGCCAGCAAGUCCGGGAGGUCCGGGAGCACCCGGACCUUGAGGCUCGGCGACGAGGCUGCGGCAGACUCAGGGAGGGCGAUCUCCCUCAAGAUAUUGCGGCAGGCAGGGAUGCCGCGCACGCUGUCAACGCUGAUGCACAAUGCCAACACGCUCACGGCUGCCCAGGCCACACCAGAAAGGCUUUUCCUGCUUCUCGACAUGGCUGCUACUGUAGAAGAACUCAUGCCUCAGGUGGAGCGGCUGGUGUGCUGGUCCGAUAGUGAAGGGCUGCUGGCGGAGUGGCGGGGGCUGACACGCGGCGUGGCGAAGGCGGUGCUGGGCACGUUUGAUGCUCUCACUGCCACACUGCAGGUGCCCGUGGAGCAGCCCCGGCGGAACAAGUGGUACGUGCGAUGGAAACUAGUGGUUGAGAGGAGGGGAGGAAGAGGGAGGGGAAAGUAUGAAGACAGCAGUGCUGCGCACCUUUGGUGGCAACUGCAGCAUGACAGCAGUACUGCCAUGCUGCAGUUGCCUGUGGAGCAGCCGCGCAGAAACAAGUGGCGGUUGUUCCGAGGAGAGGGCAGCAGCAGCGCCAAGGAGGGCGGGGGAGGGAGCGGGUACCCACCGGGAUGGGGUGUGGAGAAGAGUGGAAGCGUGCAUGCCGUCACCAGCUAUGUCAUCAACUACAUUGCCACCUACCUGGGCAGCUAUGAGGUCAAUCACGUCGCCACGUACCUGGGCAGCUACAUCGCCAUGAUGCCACCUACUGGGCAUGUGCAUGUGUUUAGUAUGGGGAGUGCGACGUCAUCGCGGGCGUACGGGUACGGCACGAUGCUGGAGACUCUCCAGUGGAAGGGCUGCUGCAAGCAGUCGCACGGCAGAGUGCUGUCAUAUCAAGCAUGCCCCCCCUUCGCGUGCCUGCAUCCCAUGCCCUUCACAGGAGUGCCACGUCAUCGCGGGGCGUAUGGGUACGGCACGAUGCUGGAGAAGCUGCUGGAGUAUGCAUGGGCAGGGGAGGAGUAUGGAGGAGGAAACGAUGAAGUACGGAACAUGGAGGCCAGGGCUGGCACGUGCAACAACCCUCUUCUAAAUUCCCUCUUCCUCGUCAACAAUAUCCUCUACAUCAACCGGUUGAGUGAAAAGAUUCACCUGCCCCUGGAGAAUCAGAAGCUGCUUGAGGCCCAAUCAAAGGCCUUCAGAGAGGCCGGGCUGCAGAAGCCACCCACCGUGCCUCUCCACCUCUCAGCCACCCACCAUACCUCUGCACCUCACCUGACCCACUUCCCAUGGCAUGUCUGCUUGCCUCUGCUGCUGCUGCUACAGGUGACGGCAUCGUUGGGCGGGCGCGGGAGGAGUGCUGCCAUGGAGCCAAGUGAAGUCAACAGGCGCCUGCACCGCUUUAACAUAGCCUUUGAGGACCUGGCGUUGGAGCAGAAGGACUGGGUGAUCUGCGACGGCGCGUGGCGCAAGACCACGGUGCACGAGUGGGCGGCACACCUCAAGCACCUCUACGAGGAGUUCCUGGAACCCCACAGGUGUGCUGGUGAUACGUGUAACGGCAGGGCACAGGUGCAGACCAGUUUUGAGCUGCACUGGUGGGGUGCUGCAUUGCUGCAGUGCGGCAGCUGGACAGAUGAGGGUUUCAAGUGGGGAAGGGUCGAGGCUGCAGUAGAGGAGUAG